GUCAAAGAAAGUAGGCUACGGUACGAGGUUAUAAACAGAGCACUACUUACUCAUCUCUCUCACACACGUUUUUUUCAAACUAAACAAAUCAGUCUAUUAGAAAGAAGAAGAAGAAGAUGAGUAGUUCUGUAUCCCCGUCGCACAAUGUCUUCGUCUAUGGCAGUUUCCAGGAACCAGCCGUCGUGGGUUUGAUCCUCGAAUGCACACCAGUCAUCGUCUCCGCUCAACUCCACGGCUUGUACAGGCUCAAAGGGCGUUUGCAUCCUUGUAUUGCUCCUUCUGAGACCGGUGUAAUCAACGGCAAGGUACUAACCGGAUUAACAAAUGCUCAGCUAGAGAACUUAGAUAUGAUUGAAGGAGCUGAGUACGAGAGGAAAACUGUUGAGGUUGUAUUGACUCAUACAUCCGAGAAAAUGCAAGUGAAGGCCUUUAUAUGGGCCAACAAGGAUGAUCCUGACAUGUAUGGAGAAUGGAAUUUUGAGGAAUGGAAGCGGCUUCACAUGGAGAAGUUCAUAGAGGCGUCGAAGAAGUUCAUCGAAUGGAAGAAGAAUCCAAAUGGGAGGACAAGGGAAGAGUUUGCCAAAUUUGUAAACGAAGAUCCUCCCGUGGCUUAAAGAAUGUGUUAUCUAAUCUUUGUCUAUCUUUUACUCAAAAAUAAAAAGGUCUUAUCACUUCAAAGGCCAUAAGAUUAUAAUAAGCUUUGUGAGUUAGGAACACAAAUAUAUGUUGUACUGUAUCUGUAUCUAUAUCUAUAUAUGAACAAGAGGUAUAUGUGUUAAGUUUGGUGUC
This is a messenger RNA of Raphanus sativus (radish), 789 nucleotides long. Its product is annotated as protein AIG2 A-like. NCBI's taxonomy places the organism in Eukaryota, Viridiplantae, Streptophyta, Magnoliopsida, Brassicales, Brassicaceae. The transcript is spliced from 5 exons. The record is from RefSeq and is a predicted model, not a curated record. Bases 117 to 614 code for a protein of 165 amino acids.